CAGAAGCCAGCGAGCGAUGCCCAAUGAAAACGAAACUCAGAAUUGCAGCAAAGACUUCAGAUAUCCCCUGUUCUCCGUGAUCUACAGCAUGGUCUUUGCCGUGGGCCUUCCUCUCAAUGCCGCUGGGCUCUGGAUCUUCAUCCGCAGACUCGGUCUGCACACGGUCCCUGUGAUCUACAUGGCCAACCUGGCGAUGUCAGACCUCCUGUUCACGUUGUCAUUGCCUCUGAGGAUCAUCUAUUUCAUCACGGCAACGUGGCAUUUCGGAAACACAGCCUGUAGGAUCGAAGGGAUGCUCUUCUCCGUCAGCUUGUAUUCCAGCUCCCUCUUCAUCAUGCUCAUCAGUGUGGAUCGCCUGCUCGCUUUGGUCUAUCCUCUACGCUCUCGGGCACUGCGCACUCCCACCAUCGCUUGGCUGGCCUGUGGUCUGGUUUGGGGCAUGAUCCUAGCCCUGUCUGUGCCCGUUGUCAUCAACCACAGGUACACUUGGGACAGCAAUUGCAAUGUGUUCCGCUGUUUUGAGCAUUAUAGUAAGGAGGAGUGGAUAAUUGGCUUCUAUAUUCUCCUGGUGGUCACAGUGAUGGGGAUUGCCAUCCCCUUCACCAUCAUCCUGGGCUGCACACUGACGGUGAUUCGGAAGCUGAGGACCAUCUCCUCCACGAUGAUGGAUAAGAACCAAGUUAUCUGUAUAUUCAUGGCCAAUCUUUUCAUCUACUCUAUAUGCUUCAUACCGUUCCAUGUGGCUUUCAUCCUAUUUGGACUGCAGAAGGUCAAGUGGGUCUCUUGGACCACAGACUUCUUCUUCGCCCAAACCAUCACCAUGUGUCUAGCCAGCACCAACAGCUGUCUGGAUCCUCUCAUCUACUACAUCACGACCAAACAAAUCAAGAGAAGCAACAAAACAGAAGCGAGCAUGAUGACAACAAUGACCUAGUAAGAGACACUCAUUAAACACUUAAUAUUUACAAUGGAGAUCGCCAUAAAAGAUGUUUUUGCAUUUUCAUUAUUUGUCAUGCAGGUUUUCUCAGUAGAAAGUGCCCCAAAAGGGUAUAAAGCAGAAAUAUAGUUUUUGUUCAUGUAACUUUUUUGUAAUGUGUGUAAGCCAAUUUCCUUUCAAAGCUAUUAUCUUGUAUAUCUGUAUUUUUGCGCAGUUCCAUAAAUUUCACAAAAUUAUUUGUUAGAUAUCUAAGAAAAGUUUGCAAGAAGCAAUCAAUAAUCAGUUAUCUUCUAGUGCCAUGCCUGCAUUCAUUACCAUUGCUUUGUUUCCCAAUCCUGGUGUUGUUAUUGUCUGAUUCCAU
Brienomyrus brachyistius is the source of this 1298-nucleotide messenger RNA. It is a transcript of the gene lpar5a, whose product is annotated as lysophosphatidic acid receptor 5a. The transcript has a single exon. Bases 17 to 934 code for a protein of 305 amino acids. Gene Ontology annotation, biological process: G protein-coupled receptor signaling pathway; behavioral response to pain. Gene Ontology annotation, molecular function: G protein-coupled receptor activity. Gene Ontology annotation, cellular component: membrane. Lineage: Eukaryota; Metazoa; Chordata; Actinopteri; Osteoglossiformes; Mormyridae. The record is from RefSeq and is a predicted model, not a curated record.